Messenger RNA from Chelonia mydas (Green sea turtle), 2271 nucleotides. RefSeq lists its product as uncharacterized. Gene Ontology annotation, molecular function: channel activity. The record is from RefSeq and is a predicted model, not a curated record. The transcript is spliced from 3 exons. NCBI's taxonomy places the organism in Eukaryota, Metazoa, Chordata, Testudines, Cheloniidae. Gene Ontology annotation, biological process: monoatomic cation transport; cytolysis in another organism; pore complex assembly. The coding region runs from base 604 to 1182 and encodes 192 amino acids. Gene Ontology annotation, cellular component: pore complex.
UUGAGAGUCCCCUUCCUCUGUGAUGAGACAGGGAGACCAGAAGCUCCCAAUCAUCUCUCUGCUGACCCUUCAUUAUUUAUGGAUCUUCUUUUCCUGUCCUCUCUCCUCCAUCCCAUCUAAGGAUCCUGGUGCAGCCAUCCUGUUCCCUAUGCGCCUCCAGCACCGGUUUUCUUUGUGUGCCCACGACUGCCCACUGAGCUGCCAGCAGAUGUGCCCUGGGCCCCCGUCCUGCACUUGUACAGGUCAUGUCGAUCCCUGUAAGGAGAAGGACAAACUGAUUGUCGAGAACUGUCAAGAAACCCACACUGGUAGCAAUGAGCCUCCCCAACCAUUGUGUUGGCUCUCCCCAAUAUUGAUUAGCCAGGAUUUCCUUUUGCAGAUUAGCCCCUGCCCACACUUCCUGCCCCGUCACAUCCUGCCCGUCCACAGCCCUGCCCCACAGGCAAAGCCUGGGCUCCACCUCAGCUAGGAGGAAGCACACGCAGCCAGCGCUGGACCUGGUGCUAGGCCAGGGGCUGGGAGGGCAGGGAGGCGGUUCUGCCCAGGGAGGGGCUGAUGGUGCUCUGCGGGAGCUAUUGCUGAACAAUCCCUCAUUGCUGCGAGAUGGCUUACGUUGAAAAGCUGGUACAGGAGACAGAUGCAGGCCGGUGUGUGGGCAUCCAGAUAAUCAACAACACCAGAGACAUGACCCUCGAGAACCCCAGGACUUACUGUUUCAGCGGCAGUGCCAUGAUAGACCCUGUGCCCCAGAUCCCCCCCGGCUCCUCGGAGAGCUUCCUGUUUAAGAAAACAAGCUACACGGCCCGCGGGAGCGUCGGGGUGCUGAGCUACGAAUCCGCUGCCUUCACCCUGGCCAUCAUGUUCUCCAACCCCUUCGACCGCUUCCUCUACAGCAUUGAGUUUGCCAUUGAGCUCUUCGCUGGCAGGACACACUUCCACAACAUGGAGCGCCUCUACCAUUAUAUGUACGGCCACAACCCUCCUUAUAAGUGCGAGUCCUUCCAGAAAACGAUGCUCACUGAUGACCAGGACGGCCAGCUGGAGGUGACCAACCAGGAGAUCCAGGUGAAGGCCACCAUGUCCAACAAGAAGAAGUCCAUCAUUAAAGUGCAGAUCGAGCAGGGAGACCGCUGCCCAUCCGAUGCUGCCCACUCAGCCAGCCUGGAGAGCACACAGAAUUGACCUAGUGUGACAGACGAGGGGGGCGUGGCUGGGAACGCCAGGAAACAGUGACUGUCUUUCCCAGCCCAUGUGCACAGACACGGGCUCGCUCUGCUUGCACUCGCCCCAGUGUGGCCACAGAGGCCUGUGCUGCAGGAGGAGCCAGCCACCCCUGGGUGUGUGGCCUGAGCCGCUGCCCCGGACUCAGGGGCUGCACUGCUGCGUUUAGCGUGCUAGCGCGUGUCUGUCUACCCAGGCUGGGAGGCAUCCUUCCAGCUGCCUGGGGACGUACCUGCAGGAUAGCUCAGGUGAGCGUGGCUUUGUGGCCGUGGCCCUGGCCCUGUCUGUAGGGUGAGGCGGCCCCAAACAGAGAUCCCAAGUCACCCGUUCUGGCUGCCUUCGCCCAGCCAGAUCACUAAAUUGUGAGGCCCAAAGGCCUAUUGUGACCAUCCAGUCCGACCUGGGAACAGCACUGGGCACUCCCUGCCCCGAGCCCAACAGCUGGGGACUGAAGAUGAGAGGCAGCCAAUCUCUGUGUAGAGCCGGUCACCCUUCUUUUGGUUGUGGCCCAGAAUGCUCCUUUGCCGUGAGCCCUUGGGGCAAAACAAGGCUUCCAGAAGACCCACAAAGAGAAAUAUCUGCUGCCUAUUUAAAGUUGGGUUAAAAAUAAAGGGAAUAUUUUCACUUCCUGCUGCAGGGUCAUUCCUCCAGGAGCCUAUCAAGGUUUUGUUGCUAUGGUUCUAAAGGGGUGGGGGGAUUCCUUCCUUAUUUUUUAAGCUUAGAAAUAACAGGGGUCUCAAGACUUGUCUGUCCUGCUGUUGCUGGAGAGUGGGCUGGGAGAGUCCGAGGAGGGGACCGUGCGCUGACUCGGCCCAUACUUGUGAGGCAGGGCGCUGAGUCUUUAAUGAAGAGAUCGUGUCUCCCAGCUGUUUGCAGGGUGGCAGAGUCAAAUAGGCACCAGUAAGACCAACGAGUUCUAAAGAAUCCAGUAACACCCAUGCCCCUCUCCCUGGCCUGGUGGCACUUCCAAGCUGGCUGUGGUGGGGGGACCCUGCCAGCCCUGCAGCUUGCCAGGCAUGUAGACGGGUAGAAAAGUCCUGCCCUCGUGGG